GCCGCUUCUUCGCCGAGGGCAGCCCAGGAUGUUGUGGUGGGAUGCGCGGGUGACGACGCUCUUCAAGCGGAACCUCCAGCCCACGCUGACCUACUGGAGCGUCUUCUUCAGCUUCGGCCUGUGCAUCGCCUUCCUGGGGCCCACCCUGCUGGACCUGCGCUGCCAGACCCAGAGCUCGCUCUCGCAGAUCACCUGGGUCUUCUUCUCGCAACAGUUCUGCCUGCUGAUCGGCAGCUGCUUGGGAGGCAUUUUCAAGAGAACGUUGGCCCAGUCUCUGCUUGCUCUCUUUGCAUCCUCACUUGCUAUCUCUGUGGUUUUUGCCAUCAUUCCUGUCUGCCACAAUGUGGUGGUGCUUGCGGUGGUCAUGGCCAUGGCUGGCCUGGCCAUGGGGUGCAUCGACACGCUGUCCAAUAUGCAGCUGGUGAAGAUUUAUCAGAAGGAUUCGGCAGUCUUCCUGCAGGCCCUUCAUUUCUUUGUGGGCUUUGGUGCCCUGCUGAGCCCCCUGAUAGCUGACCCUUUUCUGUCGGAUACCAACUGCAUUCUGGCCAAUGGCACAGCCAACGGCAACAGCAACCUUCCUCACCUCCGAAAGUCGCUAGUCCCCCAUCACCUCGGGAACCUGUCGCAUUAUGACCUGCCCACGAAAGGACUGGUGGUGACCCGGGUGUCUUACGCCUUCUGGAUUAUGGCUUUGAUCAAUCUGCCUGUCCCCAUUGCAGUGUUCCUUUUGCUCUACAAGGAAAGGCUGGUGCCAUGUUGCCAGCACAGCAGCCCCCCACUGCUGCCUGCCGAUGAACUGGCGCUGGAAACACGGAUAGCCGACAGGGAUGAUUCUUCAACUUCCUCGCCAAAAAUUCAGGCAGAAACAGGGCAUGAUGACCUCUUUGGAUGCUGCCAAAGCAAGAACUUCAGAGGAGCUCCCUGCUCUUACUUUGCUGUUCAUGUGACUGGAGCCCUUCUCCUUUUCAUGACAGAUGGGAUCCUGGGCGAGUACUCUGGUUUUGUGUACAGCUAUGCCGUGGAGGAACCGCUUUCAGUGGGACAUAAAGUGGCUGGCUAUCUGCCCAGUCUCUUCUGGGGUUUCAUCACACUGGGCAGGCUCAUCUCCAUCCCUGUGUCAUACAGAAUGAAGCCAGCAACUAUGGUUUUCAUCAAUGUGGUUGGAGUGCUCAUAACGUUCUUCCUGCUCCUGAUCUUUUCCUACAGCAUUGUCUUUUUGUUUGUGGGAACUGCUUCACUUGGCUUAUUCCUCAGCAGCACUUUCCCCAGUGUGCUGGCCUACACCGAAGACAUCCUCCAGUACAAAGGAUGUGCCACGACUGUGUUGGUGACCGGAGCAGGAGUUGGAGAGAUGGUUCUGCAGUUACUGGUGGGGUCGAUCAUUCAUGAUCAGGGCAGUUACAGUUUCCUGGUCUGUGGAACCAUCUUUGGAGCCUUGGCCUUUACUUUCUAUAUCUUCCUUCUAUUUUUCCACAGGAUGCACCCUCAGCCCCAGUCAGAUAUGGAUCUGUCACCUGACAAGCCGCCGCCACCAAUAGGGGAAGUUGGACUUUAUCAGAGCUAAAGGAAGCAGAGUUUUUUAUUUGGAUCAAGCACACAGUCCCUUCAGCUGAACAAUUUGCUCUCACCGCCUGGUAUAAAGCUACCUGAAUUUUCUACAAUUGGACUCGUUCGUUACAACUCUUCCCCAUCAACCAGUCGUCCAAUGUUACCAGAGGAAGUUCACUGCAGCAAGGCCUAAGAGACAAACUGCAGAAUCCUAGAAGGGCUGAAAAUUUUGAUAUAUGGAAGUUUAACUCCUCUGGUAAACUAGUUCUGUUUAGGGGCUCAGGUGGUGAAAAGGUGUCUUGCUGUCAUUUUACAGGCGUGGGCUAGGGAGGUCUCUCCGUGUUUUAUAUUCACUACAGCCAGGACAUCUAUAGAUAUGGGUGGGCACCCCCUCCUCAUCUGGUAAGCUGUAAACUCUUUGUUGAAGGGGAAUAAAAAGAAAUUCGAUCCCUGGUAUUAUAUACAGCCAUCCAGAUUAUUUUUUAAAAAUGCAUCAAAUCACCACCCAGGUCAUAGUAUUCAAAUCUUGUGUGUGUCCCCCAGAUGGGAUGUCACUAUGUUCACAAGGUGAUGGGAUAGUACAUAAUGAUGGGUUAAGGUCAGUUGAACCAGGAUAUGCUGGCCUGUUAAAAUUAGCAUGGUAGAAGAUACAAAGAGAGUAGUUGGCUACUUUAUUUGAAAGAAGGGACUAACUCCUGAAGUAUGAAAGUUCUGAAGUACAGUAAGCCAAGUGUCAGGUCUCUUCCAUUUGUGCAAUAUAAUAAUAGGUGCCUUCCGUGAGCAAAACUUGAGAGGUACUGAAUAUCCAGGCCAUAGUAGCCAUUUUCAUGACUGCUAUAAAUGAAGGUAUUGGGAUAAUUUAAGACAUAGCUUUAGCAGAAUUGAGCUGGUUUUGUUGCAAAUGCUGUCCCGUGGAUAUACAUGUGUAUGUAUAUAAAGGAAUGUUUAAUAUGAUUGUUGUUGUCGCAUGAACUCAUGGAAUGACUAAGAUGGGACCCGGCAACUUCACUCAAGCAGAGCUAUUUUGUCCAAGAGGCUUUUUGCAUUGCUCAUCUCAAAAUUGUACAGUUAUACUGAAUUUAUGUUGCCAUUUGGCUUACAGAUUGCUAUGUUGCAUGGGUAUGCACCCUCAUCUUUGAUUUCCAUGUUGUCCAAACCUUCAAAUAUACCUUCCUUGAUUACA
Molecule: messenger RNA, 2731 nt
Organism: Elgaria multicarinata webbii
Lineage: Eukaryota; Metazoa; Chordata; Lepidosauria; Squamata; Anguidae
Gene: SLC60A1
Product: major facilitator superfamily domain containing 4A
Exons: 10
Coding region: 29-1564 (511 amino acids)
Source: RefSeq, a predicted model, not a curated record